AUAUAUACCACACAAAAAACAAACUAGUCAGCUUGGAUAUAGAUAUAUUUGUGGAGAACCAGUAUAUGUACCACACAAAAAACAAACUAGUCGGCUUGGAUACAGAUGUAUUUGCGGAGAACUAGUAUAUGUACACAUACAUAUAUGUGGGUAGAGCUGUUUAGUUGUUGACGAGAUGGAGCGAGAUCUCUUGAGACCGUUGUGAGAAUGGAGCAGAGCUUCAUCGGCCUCUGAGCUGGAGCAGCCCUGAAGGCCUACCUUGACUCGGGGCCCCUAAGUCCCCUUCCUGCCAUCCUCCCAUGACAUUAAUUUCUCCCCACUUCCAUCAAAUGCGGGCAACUUUGUACUUAUUGGCCUAGUUCACUUUCCGGGGUAGUUCCCUCCUUUAGAUGUAAGCCCUCAGCCAGUGAGGAUGAGGGUCGCGGCGGGACGGGUGUUCGCGUUAGGGACAAGUGUAAAGCCUGCCCAAAGGCGCCGCCCCCUGUCGGGUGUUCGCGAGACUGGAGGGAGGCCGCCCCUUGGGAGGAUGUGCAGCAAACUUCGUUUUGCUCCCGGCGAUCUCCCGUUUUCUAUUAGUUCACGGCGACCCCUCGCGGUUCUCAGCCACGCGUGUGUGCGUGUGCUUUGUGGAGAGCGAGUUAAUGACGAUGGGCUUGUGCAGGUGCUCAGACACACAAGGAAGAGCCGGAAGUAAUCGCCUCCCCACCCCCACCACACUCCCGGCCGUAGCCUUGGAAAAAAACUCACAGAGAAUGAUUCAUUACUAUUCUUGCACACACACAAAAGUGUCUUUGGGGUUUUGCAGAUCAGGCGCCAUAACAGCUUUGCGGGUCCAAGCAAAUAAAACGGCCUCAUGAAGGGAUGGGAAACUAAGCUAAAAUCUGUAACUAAAUUCCCCAAGUGUGGAACCCAGAGAAAUCCCGGAGAGGGAAGCUUCCUUAGCAUAUCCAGCACGCUACGUUGUCCUCUAGGAGGCGCUAGUCCCCGGGAGAUACAUCUUGCCCAGAGGCUCCGCCCCCUCAACCGAUCGCCUGCGCUGUGCACGCUGGGAAUUGUAGUUUCCCGUUUCGCGUGGUAAGCCCAGGCCCAAGAGGCCGGGGACUCACUUUCCCAGCUUAUUGCGCGGCCCCAGGUGCUAUCUGGGUGAUUAGAAACCGGGAAAAAUGGCGGCCCCUCAGCGACGUUAAGGCCGCGUAGAGCGGUUCGGCUCCGGUGUGCCUAUUUCUUUUAACUCUGCUAAAGUGAAGUUCUACUUCCAAGGUGAAGAGUGUGUUGUCCCAAGCUUCAAAGAUUUUGUGCAGCUGUUUUCAGGGAUCUGUUGGGACUUGAGCAUACCCCAGGCAGACGGGGAACAGAAUCACUUUUGCUCAGCCCUUCGAUGAGACAAGAUGGCAGGAGAGUUGACUGAUAAGAAGGAUCGUGACACAUCACCUUCCAAGGAAGAGAGGAAAAGGUCACGGUCUCCUGAUAGAGAGAGGGAGAGGGACAGAGAUCGAAAGUCUUCCCCUUCCAAAGAUCGGAAACGUCACAGGUCAAGGGACAGACGACGAGGAGGCAGCCAUUCCCGUUCACGUUCCAGGUCCAAAUCCACAGAAAGGGAAAGACGACAUAAAGAUCGAGAUCGAGACAAAGAUAGGGAUCGAAACAAGAAGGAUCGGGACAAGGAUGGACAUAGAAGAGACAAGGACCGUAAACGAUCCAGCUUAUCUCCUGGCCGAGGAAAAGACUCUAAAUCCCGGAAGGAUAGAGAUUCUAAGAAGGAUGAAGAUGAUGACCAUGGAGAGAAGAAGCCAAAGGCCCAGCCUUUGUCUCUGGAGGAACUUCUGGCCAAGAAGAAAGCUGAAGAAGAAGCUGAGGCUAAGCCCAAGUUCCUCUCUAAAGCAGAAAGGGAGGCAGAAGCCCUCAAGCGGCGGCAGCAGGAGGUAGAAGAGCGGCAAAAGCUGAUUGAGGAGGAGAGGAAGAAAAGGAAGCACUUCCAAGAUCUGGGCAGGAAGAUGUUGGAAGACCCACAAGAGCGAGAGCGCCGAGAACGAAGGGAGAGAAUGGAGAGAGAAACUAAUGGUAAUGAGGAUGAGGAGGGGAGGCAGAAGAUCCGAGAGGAGAAGGACAAGAGCAAGGAGCUCCAUGCCAUUAAGGAACGCUAUCUGGGUGGUGUGAAGAAACGGCGCCGUACAAGGCACCUCAAUGAUAGAAAAUUUGUCUUUGAGUGGGAUGCCUCUGAGGACACAUCCAUAGACUACAACCCAUUAUACAAGGAAAGGCACCAGGUGCAACUGUUAGGCCGAGGUUUUAUUGCUGGCAUUGACUUAAAGCAACAGAAACGGGAACAGUCACGUUUCUAUGGAGACCUGAUGGAGAAACGGCGCACUUUGGAAGAAAAGGAGCAGGAAGAGGCACGACUUCGAAAACUUCGAAAGAAAGAAGCCAAGCAGCGCUGGGAUGACAGGCACUGGUCACAGAAAAAGCUGGAUGAGAUGACAGACAGAGAUUGGCGCAUCUUCCGGGAAGACUACAGUAUUACUACUAAGGGCGGCAAGAUCCCCAAUCCCAUUCGCUCCUGGAAAGAUUCUUCACUGCCCCCACAUAUUCUGGAGGUCAUUGACAAGUGUGGCUACAAGGAACCAACACCCAUCCAGCGCCAGGCAAUUCCUAUUGGACUGCAGAAUCGUGACAUCAUCGGUGUGGCUGAGACUGGUAGUGGCAAGACAGCAGCCUUUCUUAUCCCUCUGCUGGUUUGGAUCACCACCCUUCCCAAAAUUGACAGGAUUGAAGAGUCGGAUCAGGGUCCUUAUGCAAUUAUCUUGGCUCCUACUCGUGAGUUAGCCCAGCAGAUUGAAGAGGAGACUAUCAAGUUUGGGAAACCCUUAGGUAUCCGUACCGUGGCUGUAAUUGGUGGCAUCUCCCGUGAGGACCAGGGCUUCAGACUACGCAUGGGCUGUGAGAUUGUUAUUGCCACCCCAGGAAGACUGAUUGAUGUGCUUGAGAACCGUUACCUGGUAUUGAGCCGCUGUACCUAUGUAGUCCUGGAUGAAGCCGACAGGAUGAUUGACAUGGGCUUUGAGCCAGAUGUGCAGAAGAUCCUUGAACACAUGCCUGUUAGCAACCAGAAACCAGAUACAGAUGAAGCUGAGGAUCCAGAGAAGAUGUUGGCAAACUUUGAGUCAGGCAAGCAUAAGUACCGCCAGACAGUGAUGUUUACAGCCACCAUGCCUCCAGCAGUGGAACGUUUGGCCCGUAGUUACCUGAGACGUCCAGCUGUGGUGUACAUUGGCUCUGCAGGCAAACCCCAUGAGCGUGUGGAGCAAAAGGUGUUCCUGAUGUCAGAGUCAGAGAAAAGGAAAAAACUCCUAGCAAUAUUGGAGCAGGGUUUCGACCCACCUAUCAUCAUCUUCGUCAACCAAAAGAAGGGCUGCGAUGUGCUGGCCAAGUCCCUAGAGAAGAUGGGGUACAAUGCUUGCACGUUGCAUGGUGGCAAGGGGCAAGAGCAGCGUGAGUUUGCACUCUCCAAUCUCAAAGCUGGUGCAAAGGACAUAUUGGUGGCCACAGAUGUAGCUGGUCGUGGUAUUGAUAUUCAGGAUGUAUCUAUGGUCGUCAACUAUGAUAUGGCCAAAAAUAUUGAAGAUUAUAUCCAUCGUAUUGGACGUACUGGGAGAGCAGGCAAGAGUGGUGUAGCCAUCACUUUUCUCACCAAGGAGGACUCUGCUGUUUUCUAUGAGCUAAAGCAGGCCAUAUUAGAAAGUCCUGUGUCAUCCUGUCCUCCUGAGUUGGCCAACCACCCUGAUGCUCAGCACAAACCAGGCACCAUCCUCACCAAGAAACGCCGUGAGGAAACCAUCUUUGCCUAACCCCACAGCCUUUUCCCUGGAUGUCAGAGAUGUUGUGGCUUCCUGUUGCUGGCUUCUUUGGGCCUUCACAUCUUUUUUUUUCAGCUUCCACUGGGUGAUAGAGGCUGAUGAAGCAUUUAAGACCAUCCUGCCUAAUCCCUCGGGCAGGCCCCAAAGCCUGUGAUUAGGGCCAUAAGGGAGGUAACAGAAGAAGGAGUGAUGUAAACCACCAAAAACUCUGGCCACACCAUAGCCAUCAGUGGGCUCUCCUAGGAUAGUAGAGACUUCCCUCUAGCUCUCACUUGGGCUUUGGGUUGGCAUUUUCCUCUAGACUAUCAGGCCCACAAAUGCCUGGAUGGACUCUUUUUUGGCACAGUCUUCUGAUUGCACUAGCCACAGCAGCAUUGCCUGGAAUGAUCUGAGGGUACUGAUACCAUGAAGGUUCUUUGACAUUGGCAGCUUUUCUUCGUGGUCACUUUGAUCACUUUUUCCUAUUUGGUUUAUAAAGCAAGUCAAAAGCUUUCAACCUAUAUAUAACUGCUGUGCCAGGGAGACAAUACUCCCCCCGAGUAUCUUUUUUUUUUUUUUUUUUUAAACAAAUGUUGUGAGGUCACAGUAGGACUGACUGGCUGUCUCUCAGUUAUUAGCUGUGAACAAUUCUGUUUUCUAUACUUUGAGAUGAAAAUUUGUAUGUUCUGGGAAUAAAUAUAUAAAUAUGUAUGUGUUUAGUCAGUCCCAGGUCAUAACUCAUAGAAAUAAAAGAAAAAUCUAAGUUUCUAGAUAAAUGUG
Molecule: messenger RNA, 4613 nt
Organism: Sarcophilus harrisii (Tasmanian devil)
Lineage: Eukaryota; Metazoa; Chordata; Mammalia; Dasyuromorphia; Dasyuridae
Gene: DDX23
Product: DEAD-box helicase 23
Exons: 19
Coding region: 1389-3845 (818 amino acids)
Biological process (GO): mRNA splicing, via spliceosome
Cellular component (GO): catalytic step 2 spliceosome
Molecular function (GO): RNA binding; RNA helicase activity; ATP binding
Source: RefSeq, a predicted model, not a curated record